Messenger RNA from Mugil cephalus (flathead mullet), 708 nucleotides. RefSeq lists its product as uncharacterized. Gene Ontology annotation, biological process: response to bacterium. NCBI's taxonomy places the organism in Eukaryota, Metazoa, Chordata, Actinopteri, Mugiliformes, Mugilidae. Bases 1 to 708 code for a protein of 235 amino acids. The record is from RefSeq and is a predicted model, not a curated record. The transcript is spliced from 4 exons.
AUGAGGAAAGGAUGCUCAAAUGAUCCGAUCUUUGACACAAAGACUGUUACUGUCGGACAAAAUGUGACUCUGUCGUGUUUUCGCGACAGACUUUCACUGUCAACACAACUAUUUUGGAUCAGACUUGUUUCUCAAACCUUUCCUGAAGUUUUAGGAGCAACUGUAUCCAAUGAUUAUGAGGGUGUUGAGAAGACUAAUCACAUUACAACAAAGCAGGAGCCUGGAGCUUUUGUUCUGCAUAUCACAGAAACACAGCUAAGUGACACUGCAGUGUACUACUGUCUAAAAGUGAAACGACGCACCAUGACAUUUCUGAACGGAAUAUUUCUCAGAAUCAAAGGACCAGAAGCAGAUGACACUGCUGUCACUCAGUACAUUCAGUCAGAUCCAGUCCAUCCAGGAGACCCAGUGUCUCUACAGUGUUCAGUCCUCUCUGACUCUGAGAAAAACACAUGUACAGAAGAUCACAGAGUGUACUGGUUCAGAGCUGGAUCAGAUCGAUCUGAUCAUGGUUUAAUUUAUGCUCAACGAAACAGUACUGAAGAAUGUGAGCAGAGUACUGAUGCUCCUUCUGUGAAGAGAUGUGUCUACAGCUUCUCUAAAGACAUGAGCUCCUCUGAUGCUGGGACUUACUACUGUGCUGUGGCCACGUGUGGAGAGAUACUAUUUGGAAAUGGAACUAAACUGGACAACAAAGUUGGGAUUUGA